GAAGCUGCUCUUCACGGGGAUGAUGUGGAGUUUAUCAGCGACCUGAUCGCUUGCCUUCUUCAAGGUUGUUACCAGCGCAGAGACAUCACAUCCCAGACGUUUCACAGCUACCUGGAGGACAUCAUCAACUACCGCUGGGAGCUGGAGGAAGGGAAGCCCAACCCUCUGCGGGAGUGCAGUUUUCAGGAGCUGCCCCUGCGCACGCGGGUGGAGAUCCUGCACCGCCUCUGCGACUACCGCCUGGAUGCCGACGAUGUCUUCGACCUCCUCAAGGGCCUGGACGCCGACAGCCUGCGCGUGGAGCCGCUGGGCGAGGACAGCAGCGGCGCCCUGUACUGGUACUUCUACGGCACCAGGAUGUACAAGGAGGAGCCGGCGCAGGGCAGAACCAACGGAGAGCUGGCUCCAGACAGGGGAUGUGGUGGGCAGACUAACACCCCAAGUGUUCCUGGGAAAACGGGCAAGAGACGAGGGCGACCUCCAAAGCGGAAAAAACUACUGGAGGAAAAUUUGCUGAGGGAGAAGGCAGAAGAAAACUUGCUUAUCCACGAGACUCAGAUAAGAAAUGGGUCCCAAGGGCCUGGCCGUGGGACAUGGUGGUUGCUGUGCCAGACGGAAGAGGAGUGGAGGCAGGUCACAGAGAGCUUCAGAGAGAGGACUUCCCUUAGAGAGAGGCAGCUCUACAAACUCUUGAGUGAAGACUUCCUGCCGGAGAUCUGCAACAUGAUUGCACAGAAGGAGAAGCGUCUGCAGCGGCCAGAGUUUUCUCCCAGGUGGAUGUCUGACCAUCAGCCCAUCAAACCAAUCAAGCAGGAGGUAACCCCAAAUGUGCUGAGCUCAAUGGAGAAGCAGAGGCGCAGAGAGGAAGAGGAGGAGCGCCAGAUCCUUAUAGCAGUGCAGAAGAGGGAGCAGGAGCAGCUGCUGAAGGAGGAGAGGAAGAGGGAGAUGGAGGAGAAGGUCAAAGCAGUGGAAGAACGGGCCAGGAGGAGGAAGCUUCGUGAAGAGCGGGCCUGGCUGCUGGCACAGGGGAAGGAGCUCCCCCCUGAGCUUUCCCACUUGGAUCCCAGUUCCCCUGCCAGGGAAGAGCGAAGGACCAAGGAUAUCUUUGAACUGGAUGAUGAGUUCACAGCCAUGUACAAAGUUCUAGAUGUGGUGAAGGCUCACAAGGACUCUUGGCCCUUCUUGGAGCCCGUUGAUGAAUCCUAUGCUCCCAACUACUACCAGAUCAUUAAGGCCCCCAUGGAUAUCUCUAGCAUGGAGAAGAAGUUGAAUGGAGGUCAGUACUGCACCAAGGAUGAAUUUGUGGGUGAUAUGAAGACCAUGUUCAGGAACUGUCUUAAGUACAACGGUGAAGGCAGUGAAUAUACAAAGAUGGCUUACAACUUGGAGAGGUGUUUCCACCGAGCAAUGAUGAAGCACUUCCCUGGGGAAGAUGGAGACACAGAUGAGGAGUUUUGGAUCAGAGAGGACGGGAGACGAGAGAAGAGGAGCCGGCGGAGCGGCCGCUCGGGCACGGGCAGUGUCUGGACUCGAUCACGAGACCCCGACGGGCCUGGCAAGAGACAGCAACGCCUGGAAAACGGAGGAAAACCUCCACCGUACCGAGCUGCUUCCAGGGCUCCCGCUUCCUCCUCCUCUUCCUCUUCCUCCUCCUUCUCUUCAUCCUCUGUAGAUGACCCGAGUGGCAACUCAGCGCAGACUGCUCGAGAGGUGGGCCCUUCCAACGGGCGAGGCUUCCCCCGCUCCCUGCAGUACGGCGGCAUGCCCAGCCCUGUGCCACACCCUGGGCAGAUGCGACCAGCGGUGCCAGGAACGUUCGGCCCUUUGUGCGGCUCCGAUCCCACCAAGCUGUACGGCUCUCCACGCGUGCCCGAGCCCCAUCCCGGAGAGCCGCUGCAGCAGCACCAGCACUUUGCCAUGCAGCCGGCCGUGGGACUGAGCGAGCACCGCGGGCACCGCCUGGCCACUCCGGACAAGCAGGCGUGCGCGGCCCCGGCCCACGUGGGGCUGGGCCCCCGGCUGGGCUCCCUGCAGCUGGGCCACGACGCCGUCUACCCGCCGGCCCAGUUCCAGCAGGGCUUCCUCCCGCCGCGCCACAGCGGGCCCGCGGGGAAGCCGCCGGAGGGCUCCGAGCUGCCCCCGGGACACGUGUACCGGCCCUACAAGUACCUGAACCGGGCACACCCCGCCCUGUGGAACGGCAGCCACGGCCCCGCCGGCCAGGCCGCCACCCCCCCCCCCCCCCCCCCCCCCCCCCCCCCCCCCCCCCCCCCCCCCCCCCCCCCCCCCCCCCCCCCCCCCCCCCCCCCCCCCCCCCCCCCGCCGCUGCCCCCCGGCCAGUGGAGCGAGCAGUCGAAUUUCCUACCUCACGGGGUGCCUCCCUCAGGGUACAUGCGCCCGCCCGGGAAAGGCGCCGGCCAGAGGAUGCCGCAGCAGCCGGCCGCUCUGUUUGGGGGGCCGCCUCAGGGUCAGAGAGGGUGCCAGGGCGGGGACUCCAUGCUGGACAGCCCGGAGAUGAUCGCCAUGCAGCAGCUGUCCUCCCGCGUGUGCCCGCCGGGCGUGCCUUACCACCCCCGCCAGCCGCCCCCGCCGCACCUCCCCGGGCCCUUUCCCCAGCUGGCCCACUCUGCCAGCAGCCAGCCCCCAAAACCCGGCAUGGGCAACGGCAGCUCCCAGGAGCCCGCCGGCCACACCGUGGACAUGGACGGCAGCCAAGUGGAGACGCCGGCGGGCAUGGACGAGAAGGCUCAGUGCAUCAGCAUUCCCGACGGGGCCUACGCCAAACUGCUACCUCACGCCAAGCCCCCGCUGCCCAUGGAGUGCCCGCGGCGCGCCCUGCCCCCGGACGGGGAGGGGGACGGCCCCGGCCUGAAGGGCGACGUGAAGGCAGGGCAGGGCAAGGGCGCCUGGGCGGCCGAGAGCGGCUACGGCGGCCCCCCCCCCCCCCCCCCCCCCCCCCCCCCCCCCCCCCCCCCCCCCCCCCCCCCCCCCCCCCCCCCCCCCCCCCCCCCCCCCCCCCCCCCCCCCCCCCCCCCCCCCCCCCCCCCCCCCCCCCCCCCCCCCCCCCCCCCCCGCGGGGGAAAGGCUCUGCCCGAAGCAGCCGUGCCUUGCAUGGGGCAAGCUGUGGAUGCCACCUCCAUGGGCGCUACCCCCAACCAGUUCCAUCCUCUCUACAUGUCCGGGCUGGACUACCCGAAUUCGGCUGGGCGCUACCACAUCAACCCGGGCCUGCAGGGGUUCGGCCCCAUGAUGGGGGGGAAGCCGCCUCCUCCCGUGAUGGGGGGGAAGCCGCCUCCUCCCACCUCCCACGGCCAGCAUUUCCCCCCGCGGGGUUUCCAGCCGAGCGGCGCCCACCCCGGCGUCUUCCCGCGGUACCGGCCGCCCCAGGGAAUGCCCUACCCCUACCAGCCGCAGCCCCAGCCCUCCUACCACCACUACCAGCGCCCGCCCUACUACGGCUGCCCGCAGGGCUACUCGGACUGGCAGAGACCCCUGCCCCCGCAGGCCAGCCCCACCCCGCCGCUGGCCAGGCCGCCUUUCCCGGAGCGGGGCCUGCAGGGCUGCGAGGCGCUGGGCGCCGCCAUGGCCUCGCCCGGCCGCAUGGACGUAGCAAGUGCCAAAGAGGUUUCUCCGAGCGACGGGCAGGAGCUGGCGCCCGAAGAUGACAAGUCCGAGGAGUCCCAGGAAAGGCCGGAGAGUCCCAAAGAGUUUCUUGAUUUGGACAACCACAACGCAGCCACCAAGAGGCAGAGCUCGGUGGCGGCGGGGGAGUUCCUCUACGGAGCGCCCCCGCCACACCUGGGGGCGGGGAUGGGGUUCGGCCCCUCGGCUUUCCCUCCCCACGGGGUGAUGCUACAGACUGGCUCUCCUUAUGGAUCCCGGCACCCUGCCAGCCACUUCCAGCCCAGGACGUACGGAUCGCCCAUGAAUGCUCACCUGUCUCAUCAUCCAGCCCCCAGCCAGGCCAACGGCCUCUCUCAGGAGGGCCCCCUGUACCGCUGCCGAGAGGAGAACGUGGGUCACUUUCAGGCCCUGCUGAUGGAGCAGAGAGGCACUGGAGGUGGCAUGGGGGGGCCACCCCAGGACUUGUAUAGACCCUCGGGAAUGCAAAUGCACCAGGCUCAAGUUCCUUUCCCGAAGAUGCCUAUAGCGACCAUGUCCCGGGAAGAUUUGACAUCACAGAAACCAUCAGCGUUGCCUCUGGAUCAAAGCUAGUCCAAGAAAGGACAGACUUCAUGAAGAUGAAAGCCACACAUGAUUUGGACAAGAGAGAGGAGGGGCAGGCCUUGCUGCCACCCUCCCCUCGCCCGAGCAGCACGGAGCUUCCUGGGUCUGUGGAGCACGGAGCCGUGCCGGAUUUUGUGUUGGAAACCUUCAACAGUGCUGAGCAGCUGGCUCACCAUCACAGGGCACCCCAAACUUUUGGUGACUGCAGACUGCGUCUCAUUCAGGG
Molecule: messenger RNA, 4453 nt
Organism: Ficedula albicollis (Collared flycatcher)
Lineage: Eukaryota; Metazoa; Chordata; Aves; Passeriformes; Muscicapidae
Gene: CECR2
Product: cat eye syndrome chromosome region, candidate 2
Exons: 20
Coding region: 358-4215 (1285 amino acids)
Biological process (GO): chromatin remodeling
Cellular component (GO): CERF complex
Molecular function (GO): protein binding
Source: RefSeq, a predicted model, not a curated record